This is a messenger RNA of Cuscuta epithymum, 805 nucleotides long. The record is from the annotation of a GenBank genome assembly. Lineage: Eukaryota; Viridiplantae; Streptophyta; Magnoliopsida; Solanales; Convolvulaceae.
CGAUCCUCACCGAUCCUUUUUGAUCGGCAGAACUCUUGUAUUUAUUUGGCCGAUUGGCCCUUUGUUGAAGUGAGAAGAAAUUUACCCUACAAUACUCUUUCUUAUGCUUUACAAAGUCAAAGUUAAUACAUAUGUAAUGUUCCCGUUAGUGUAAGCAUGUUUACAUGGGUUACAUGCUUUGCAUGGCCCAUGCACAUGUCUCUCUCUCCCAUCCUUCACACUCAUGUAAUAUAUAUAUGUGUACGCAUGUGUGUGUCUGUGCGCCAUACGUAUGCUAUGGAAUAAGCAAAUUUUUGUAUUUUACAGGACUUACCCUCGAGGAAUCUGAUUGGGCUUGGUAAAUUCCGUGAUGGUCUUUAUUACCUCGAGGCUCCAAAGGUCGAAGGGGUGGCAAUGUCAGUCUCUAUUACUUCAGAUAUAUGGCAUCAACAUUUGGGUCAUGCAUCAGAUGGAAAAUUACAUCACAUCAAGUCUCUCAAAGGGUUUAGUCGGAGUAACAACCUUUGUGAUCCCUGCAUACGAGCUAAGCAAACUAGACUAUCUUUUCCUACCAGUACCAUUAAGACAUCUCGUAGUUUUGAGUUAAUACACUGUGAUAUCUGGGGAGUUUAUAGAUGUGAUUCUAUUUCCGAUGCACGAUACUUCCUAUCUAUAGUUGAUGACUUUACUAGAGGUGUAUGGGUUUAUUUAAUGAAAAAUAAAUCUGAAGUUCCGCAACUUUUGAUUCAAUUUUGCAAAAUGGUUGAUACCCAAUUUGAACAAAAGGUCAAACGCGCACGAGCUGAUAAUGGUGUGGAAUUUAAAA